AUGAAGCGCAUGCUGAUUGCAACAAUCCACGGGCUCUAUGUGCAGGCGCUGGGCAGUCUGCCCACGGCGGAGCUAUGCAGCCGGUACCACCGCAGCUUGCUCCUCGGUGGCUACUGCUACGGUCCGCUGGAUCCUGUAUCUAAUAUCAUCGUCAAUACAAUCUGGUACGAGCAAAACUUCCCGACGGGCAAACAAUUUUCAGUAUCCAUGAUUAGCACUCAGAUGUCAGAUGAUGUGGCGCAUUGCGGCCCAAUCACUCUAUGGCCUCGUAUCCUUUCUCUGCACUCGACACCAAGGCUUAGUGCUGCCGGAGAAAAGCCUCUAUAUGUUUCGGAUUCCAGUACAUUUCCUAACAGUCCUGCAACUGAAGAAAUCACACGAGUUGCCAGCGUUGUUGAAGCAUAUACUGCCGCGGCCACAGCUACAUUUCACUCCUUCCCUAACUCCGUCCCUCUUGCACACCCAGAGUUCCUUGCACAUCAAGGGUUUGGGUCUGCCUCAGAGGAGGGUCGCUUGUUUGAACUUCAUAUCAUCUUUGGUUUCAAUGAGUUUGUAUCUGGCCCUGUGCACAGCAUGGAGAAAGUUGGAGACUAUAAUCCAUGGACUCCUGACAAAUAUUGUCACACCCAUAUUAACUUUCUAGCAAUUUGCAAAGACCGCCCAUAUGAUCCUCCAACCAUCUUCUUUGCUGAAUGUGGCAAAGAUGGUGCUGAUACCUGUUGGUGUGUCCCUAUUAUUCCGCAAAAACCAAAAGCUGAACAACCUCGUUGCGUAUACUGUGAGCAUCGAGCUAACAGGAUUGUGCAUCCAGCUAUGGAGAGUUUCUACGGUCGUGACGAGUUUGAUAAGCUAUUUUAUGAAUCAGAUCGAAAAUUCUAUACCAAUAAUGGGGCCAUCGAACAUAGUAGAUUAGAUAUAAAUUGGGUGCAUGGUGUGGAAGAUGGUGCCGUCUACCUCAACUACUACCCAGAUGGUGAUGAAGCUGACUGGAUACAGAUUUCUUGA
This is a messenger RNA of Miscanthus lutarioriparius, 1005 nucleotides long. The record is from the annotation of a GenBank genome assembly. NCBI's taxonomy places the organism in Eukaryota, Viridiplantae, Streptophyta, Magnoliopsida, Poales, Poaceae.